This is a messenger RNA of Caenorhabditis remanei, 1584 nucleotides long. RefSeq lists its product as uncharacterized. The transcript is spliced from 3 exons. The record is from RefSeq and is a predicted model, not a curated record. The coding region runs from base 1 to 1584 and encodes 527 amino acids. Gene Ontology annotation, biological process: DNA damage checkpoint signaling; protein phosphorylation; telomere maintenance. Gene Ontology annotation, cellular component: nucleus. Lineage: Eukaryota; Metazoa; Nematoda; Chromadorea; Rhabditida; Rhabditidae. Gene Ontology annotation, molecular function: protein serine/threonine kinase activity; protein binding.
AUGAACAACGCGCUCGACGACAUUGGCUGGCGUGCCUUCUACCCGGCGUACGCUGUUCUCACCCGUCAUAUCGACCAUAAAGACGAUGAAGUUGCUCGAAAUAUCAAGAUUAUGAUGAGAAAACUGAUUCUCCGAAUGCCACAUCAAUGUAUGUGGCAAUCGGCGUAUCUCCUCCGUCAAAAUAUCGCUGGAAUCAAGGAAAAGUAUAUGGAAGUGCUGGCGGAUGUCAAAAGAAACGCGCCGUGCUACGUGACGAUCAUCGAUCAGUACGACUACGCGUCGGGAAUAUUUAAUCAAAUCUCGACGAAAGUGGAUUCCAGCGAGUGCAGACUAUCCGAGAGAGUUGAGGGUAUGAAAAUCCUGUUUCGAGAUAAGAAGUAUGAUGCGAAGGAGUUGGAAAUGAAUCGACGGCUUGAUGGGGAUUGUAAAGUGUUUAAUGGAAUUAUGGUACCGAUUCGAUCGGUCAUCGAUGAAUCUGUACACUACCCGGAGUACGGUGGUGAUAAUGACGCGGAGAAGGCGUGUCAGUUGCCUGAUCAAUAUUUGAUUCAUGAUUUUAGUGAGCAUGUGAAAGUGCUCCAUUCGAAUACGAAACCCGUUUUGAUUGAGUUGACUACGAUGGCGGGGAGAAAGGUUCGAUUGAUUUGUAAGAAGAAUGAUGAUUUGACGAAGGAUUAUCAUUUCAAUAAAAUUGUCGAGAUGUGCAACGACCUUCUCAUGAAAGAUGAACAAACGAAAAUUCAGAAUAUGGCGGCCACCACAUUCUCAGUGAUCCCCCUAGCGAAACAUGGCGGAAUCAUAGAGUUUAUUGAAGGCGUCACACCGUACUACGAUACACUUGACACCAUCAUGCAACUGAAACAAAACGAGUGGUCUGGGAAGUUGUCAAAGUGGAAGGAUGAAAUGAGCAAAUUGAAGAGCCGAGAGUCGCGAGCCGAGUAUUUCAGAGAGGUCGCGUGCAAACAGACGCCAAUCGUCAUGUCGAAAUGGUUCCGUAUCCAAUAUCCGGAGGCCGGCAAGUGGUUUGCCAGCAGGAAACAAUUUGCAAAAUCCGCCGCCGUCAUGUCGAUUAUCGGAUACAUCUUUGGACUUGGUGAUCGACACACGAAGAAUCUCAUGAUUCAUUUACAGACGGGAAAGUGUAUCCACGUGGAUUUCGAUAUGAUAUUCAAUAAGGGCGAAACGUUGGGCACCCCGGAACUCGUGCCAUUUCGACUCACUCAAAAUAUGAUAAACGGAAUGGGAGAGGUGGCGUUGGAUGGGGAAUUCCGGACGGUUUGUGAGCAGACGCUCCGAGUGUUCCGAGAGAAUUCAUACGAAAUUGAGAAGUAUAUUUCGGAUUUGCCGAAUUUGGUGGCGGAUUUUGCGAGUAAUAAGAUGGCACCGAAAGACUUCGACAUGACAGAAGCGAAACGUCUCGUCUCGGGCCGAAUACGCGGACAAAUCAUGACGGUGAAAUUGCAUAAGAGCAAAGCGAUCACCUACCCAAUGCAAGUAUCCCAAUUGACAUCAUCACUCAUCGAUUUGGCGACGAGCGACGAGAAACUGUGCGAAAUGUUUCCCGGAUGGAUGCCGACGUUGUGA